Molecule: messenger RNA, 6180 nt
Organism: Lates calcarifer (barramundi perch)
Lineage: Eukaryota; Metazoa; Chordata; Actinopteri; Centropomidae
Gene: tprn
Product: taperin
Exons: 4
Coding region: 220-2829 (869 amino acids)
Molecular function (GO): phosphatase binding
Source: RefSeq, a predicted model, not a curated record
GGCCGCGUCCAGGGGCAGUGGGGGAGAGGGCACAAGUGAGAAAGCAGAGGCAGAGGAGAGAGAAAAAAGAGACGGUAGGGAUGUGUGUGAGUGUGCGGUGAUCGGUGGUGCAGGUACAGUCAGAGCCGGAUACAGGUUUUAUAGCCGCACCGGACCGCGGCAAGACCGCCUCGGAGCCUGCCUCUGUUCCUCUUCAUCCCCUCCUAACGACCCUCCGCAAUGUCUGGCGGAGGAGAGGUACGCGUCCUCCGUCAAGAGGCCGGGCAAGAGAGCCCGAGGAUGCCGGCCUGGAAGCGAGAGAUCUUGGAGAGGAGGAAGGCGAAGGGCGGCGGGUCUGGAGGAGCCGGUGCCGCGGAGACGAGCCCCGGCGGUGCGGGCCCGCAGCGGGUUAACGGCGAGAUGACGGGAAAUGUGAACGGCGGCAGCAGCAGCCCCGGCGGCGGCGGCGGCGGCGGACCCAAGAGAGACAGCGGAACGAGCGGCGGGUCCGGGCGGAACUACACCAUCACCACGGCCAACCAGCACUUCGCGAGCAACAAAGAGACACGACCGGUGGCCGCCGAGAGGACGACACCCAGGGAGGACGACAGACAUGAGAGCCUGGUGCUACAGGAAAGCCUGGGCCCGCUGGAGGAGAACCCGUUCAUCAAGCUGGAGAAGGAGCGGAGGAGGCGACAGGACCGAGAAAACGCCGCUCGUCCGGUCCAGCAUAUCCUGGAGCUGUACGGCAGCGUACCCGGUAUACGGACUAUCCGUGCAGAGAAUAUUAUCAUAAUUGAAUCGGACCCAGAUUACUUUCCGGAAGCUGGAGGGGUAAAAACCGGGUCCAAGUGGCAACAAAACGGUGUCAGUAGUUAUAGCUCUCUGAACGACCUCCUGGACCGGAGAGGGAGUGCUGUUACCGAGAUAAGAGCCAAGGAAGUGGUUAUUUAUGACACCACGUUAAGCAAGAGCGAGGAGAACCUGAGCACCCUGGGCCGCCCUGAUCAUGAGGUCCCAUCAUAUGAGACAGGUGAGGGUCAGGGCAGGGUCAGCCGGAUGCUGCAGAAGUUUGACAGCAACUAUGGGAAGCUGCAGAAGAAGUCCCACAGCACAGAGAACCUGCUGGACCUGGAUUGUAGUGCCAGCAGCAGGCCAAGACUCUGGCCCAAGCCACAGCCAGAUCUGGUGCCAAAGCCCAGGCCAGGCCCGUCAGUCAGCAGCCCAAGCAGCAGCCACCCAUCAUCGCCCGUCUUCCAGAGUCCCUGGUCUUCCAAACCAAAGCCACAGCCCGCUGUCUCUGAGCCUGGCAGCCCUCAACGCCCCACCGGGUCCCCACAGUCUGUGUCUUCCUUCCGUCAUCGGUUUGAGGAGAGUGGGGGUCGUGGCGUGGCUGUCGCCCCCAGAGAUGAGCCAGACAGGGGGCUAACCAAGCCCACCAGAGAGAGAGACUGGGAGGGCACUGAGGUGCCACCCAAACCCAAGGUGCCAUGCUCUCCGGAGACCCGUCGUGCCCGUGCCGAGCCCCCCUUGAGCCCCAUCUCAUCCAAGGUGGCACGCUCCUCGCCUGACUUUGAGAUCCGUCCCUCUCCAAAACCAGACCUGGACCGAAUCCCUGAUGGGGACGCCCAGGCACGGGCCCUCGCAAACCUGCGUCUGCAGUCCCGAAACUCCUUCACAGUGAUCCCCAAGCGCCGUCUCGCUGCCUCGUCUGCAACAAGCAGCCCGGCCCCGUCUGGCCCCGUCAAGUCUUCCCCGUCCCACAGAGUGGCAGAGGUGCCCACGCCAGGAGUGCCAACCUCCCACACCCCUACACCCACUCUGACCCCAUCAAAGAGGAAGGAGGAGAAGGAGCAGGAAGAGAAGGAGGUGGAGAGGGUAGUCCAGCCAUCCAAGCCUGAACCAUCUCCUUCUGUUGCCACAAGUCCUGCACCUCCUCCAACCACAGUACCCUUGUCUCCACCUCCCUCCUCUCCACCUGCUCUGUCUUCACCCUCCUCUUCUCCAGCUGUCCCAUCCUCACCCAUUUUCUCUCCACCUGCCCCGUCUCCCGUCGCCUCAGUUUCUCCUGCCCCGUCUCCUGCCCCCUCCACCCCUUCCCCGGCUCCAGAGCAACCUCCCGCGGAUCAGCUGCCAGUCACAAACAUAGACGACAUCGAGGUGGAGCCCCCGCAGCGUGUCCCCGUCCCCAGCCCCAUGGUGCAGAGGAGAAAGGGGAACACCUUCACUGUGGUGCCUAAACGUAGGGUGGAGCCAGAGCCUCAGCCGAGUUCACCUGAGCCCCAGCAGGAAGCCUCGACAGAGGCCCCAGCGGGGUCCACGCCUCCGCAGGCCCCCUACGCUCAGCUGGGCUCCCUGCUGAAGAAGCGCUACCCCGCUGUGGAGGAGAUUGAAGUCAUCGGCGGGUACCUGUCCCUCGCCAAGUCCUGCCUCUCCAAGACAGGCUCCACGGGCAAGAAGCUCAAAAUCUCAUUCAACGAGUCGAGUCUCCAGAGUACGUACGAGUAUCCGUCUGAGAGCAGCGUGUGGGACAGCGGGGAGGAGGACGAGGAGGAGAAACAAGACGGGAAGAUGGCGGACGAACAGCCGAGCAUGGUGGGACGCAUCCACAUCCCACGACCCAGUUUCACCACCUCGCCCACACACAUGAACAACAGCAACGACCUUUCCAGUUACAUUCCCAAGCACUCGGUGGACUUCAGCGCCUGGCAGGAGCACAAACACGAGGAGAGUGUUUACCAGGAAGAAGCCGCUUCCCAGCAGACGCAGAUGACAGAGGAAGUUAUGCUCACACCGGCAGACAGCUCCUCCCUGUCUGACUACAGCAGCGAACCCGCUCUUUACUUCUGAUCAGUCGGACCAAUCAGCUGUACAGUAGCAUUACAGCAUCACACCUGUGGGACCAGACUGCAGCCGGAGCCCAGAGGAAGUCUUUCGCACCUGGGCCCUGACCUGCUUCCAGCUCUCUACACCCCAGCCAUCUCUAAGCACAUCGUCCUGACCAGAAAGGAAACAUGGUGGGGUUUUUUGUGUUUGUUUCUGGGGCUGAUUUCCUGCCACGGUACCACUACACGCCACGUUCUCAACAGCAUAUCACAGCAGAGCAGCUUUUUCACCAGGUGGCUGAUGUUUGACUCCCACCUUCUUUUUGACCCGACGCAACAAAAUCCAAAAGCAGCUGGACUGUCUUUCCCCGCUCUGAUCCUGGACAGUUGAUCUGUCGGCCUCCCUCCCUCUUCCUCCAUUUUUGCGCUAACCAGAAUAUCAAAAUGUCAGAACCUGGGAGAGAUGUUUGUCUGUCUUUCUCUCUGGACUCUGGAAGAAGUCCGCUGGCUUCGCGUGUCUCUCCUGCUUCCAAAUCUGCGUCUCAGCUUCAACUGUUUGCAGGUUUCAGGUGUUUUUUUUUGUUUGUUUGUUUGUUUUGGAGAAAGGAGCGACCAAACUCCUUUAAAAGAACAGGAAGCCGCCAGUGCCCACGUGUAGGUUAUCGCCACAGUGACAAGAGUUCAGUGUUAGCAUGGAAACAUGACAUUAGGACGCUCUCCAGACAUGUAGGACCUGGAGGACAAGUCCGCUUUGCGUACAGCAGUAGAUCGACGGCAGACAAACACACACAAAAAUAAAAAAAUGGUUAAAGGGUGCCACAAUUGUAGUUUUCUGUCUCUGUUUUGUUUUUGUACCUGCAUGUUUUGAUUUCAGCCAACGCCUCUGUUGGUUCUCUUUUACUGUAAAAGCUUCUGUAUGCCUUUUUAGUUUUGUAUGUUUUCUGGCACAAACUAUGCUGUAACGAAGCUGCUGGACGUUUGGUUAGAAGAGUCUUAACGGCAAGCAAACUUCAACACACUUCCCCUUCUUUGCUGACGAGGGAGGAAACAUAUGCAGAAGAUUUCUGUCAAAUCAGUAGCAACUCAAAUGCUUGAAAAAAAAAGUGACCUUGGCCAAUAAUGUCUGUAUGUGCGUAUCGCUGGUGACAAACAAACAUCAUACUGUAGAAUGUUUCUGUAUAUCUUCUUAUCAAAUCUGUGUCACAAAAGCUGUUCGACCUCCUGACACCUUUCUCUGGCUUCUUGUGUAUUUAUUCCUGCUUCAAGUUGAAGUUUGCAUGUCUGAGACCUGUUCAUGUUCAAAAAAACUAAAAAACAAAAAACAUUUUUGUAAAGAAAACUUUGCUGGGAUGGAAGGAACCGGACGGGUCCAACACUGCCCUGUCGGACAUUUUCUUUUGUUUUUGUUUCCAGUCGGACCUCAUGUACUUUCACAUUCCACAUAGAAAGAAGCCGGUCCAUUGAAGUUAACGAAGGCAACAGUGAUUAUGAUCAUUCAUGAUAUGGUGAGUUUGUGAGCGUGAAUGCAAGCUUGUGUGUGUGUGUUUGAGAGACUAUGUAAUGAUUUUUUUAAUUAAGAUUUUUUUAUAUACAAGAAUGCACCAAGUUUCCAGAUGAUUUUUUUUAAACUCAUAAUGCCAACUGAUUAAAGUGUUGCUGUAACGGCCUCACACUCAUUCUUUUACACUCCCAGGAUCAACCCCAAAGGCCAGUAUUGUUGUACAGUUUCCACCAUAUUUUCAUAAAUAUGAAGAUUUAUUUCUGACUUGUUCUUUUUUUUUUUUUAAGUUCUCCAGUCAGAUGAAGUUUGGAGUUUUGCUGUUAGGAGAUUUUUUUUUGUCUUUGAUGAAUUUAGGAAUUAUGUGUUUUGUCUGGAGUCUUGGAUGUUAAGUGUCUUUGCACUGUCAUGCUUUUAGCUUUGUUUUGCACCUCAUGAGAAGGAGCAGAGUAGGCGACAGAGGGAAUGUGCACUUAAAAGAACAAGAAGACUAGCUGAAGAGUUUUGUUUCCAAACAACAGCCUCUAUUCACACCUGUUAUUAUACAAGCAUUGACUCUUCUUGUUAGCAUUUUGGAAUAGAACUCUUCAACUGUUCAUGAUGAAUGCACUGCCGAUGAAUGCCAUGUCCUUUUUUUUUACUCUUUGCCACGGCCUUGCAUCAGAAGUCUUAUGAUUGUCGGCCUUGCUGCUGUGACCACAAACACAACAGUAGUCCACGUGGAGUUUUCCACACCAGGUCCAGGCUUCAUGUUUGUCCUGAAGUUGCUGUUUUUGGCCAGUUCAUCUGAUCUAAGUGCAUAUAUUUUAACAGCACUGCUAAGUAUUUGCAAACCAUGCUAAUGUGUUUUGGGAGUUUGAAUGUAUUUCUCAUAACCACUCCAGGUGUCCAUUAGAUUCUGCUUCAUUUUAGUGAUUUGAAAAUCUACUAGACAACUCAGUUGACUUGUGUAGUCCAUCAUGGCAAGCAUUACAACUCACUGUCACUGCAUUAUAGUGCAGUGGAUGGGUGGAGUAAUUAUGUCUCCAUACUUAAACCACUGAAAACUCUAAACUUUUCUAAACAUAAGCAGCUGAGCAACAGUUUUACAGUGUAAAAACUGGCUAAAUUUGAAAUUAAAUCAGAAUUAUUUCUGUUCUGUCUAGUUGACACUGUGUACACAGUUUAGUCUAAAUAUUAAGUAUCAAUACCCAGCCUUCUAAUGAAGUGCAGACUUUUUGAUUGAUCUGACUUGAUGUUCGCCGUGAUAUCUGAGUAGAAAAAACACAAACCUGCGCAGCAUGCAUUAGGAAAUAUUCAGCAAAAAUGUGAAUUACAUGUGACAUGUAUUUAUGGAGCUGAAGCCUCCAAAUGCAAUGGUGUUCUUUAAGUUUGAAUCGGUCGAUAGAAGGCCCCACCUGGACCUGCUGUGCAGCCGUGGUCACAUGACACACCUGUGGUUCCAUCUGUGGUAACUGCUGCCUUCAAAAACCAAAACCCCAACCCUCUCUGUCCUUCUUGUAAACUGAAAGACAAAAGAGGCAGAAUGAAUUAUGGGAAACUUCACUGAUGUCGUCUUAAUUGACACCAGCAAGAACUUUUCUGAACAAUUUACCGGCACAUAAGAGACACAUCCUCUCACUGCACCGUUUUCCCAUCUGUCUCCUCCUGUUGCGAAGUGAGCAGUUUGUGUUGGUCACACUGUAGCGACUCUGUGGUAGAAGCUCCAUUAUGCCCCCCCCCCCAUUCCCCCUCGUCUGUAAAUCUACAUCGCAGCAGAUGUGCUUACUGUAAAGUUAUCGUCAAUGAUUUGGGCAAGUUAAAAAAAAUAAAAAAUGAAGUGAUGUCAUACUUGUACAAAUGAAAGCUCAAUAAAUAGAAGACUUGAACAAACGGAAA